Molecule: messenger RNA, 127 nt
Organism: Paramecium sonneborni
Lineage: Eukaryota; Ciliophora; Oligohymenophorea; Peniculida; Parameciidae
Source: the annotation of a GenBank genome assembly
UAUGUAUAACGUUGUCCCACCAGCUAAUGAGCCUUAAGGAAUAGCAGCAGAGGCUGAACGGCAGGAUGCACUUGUAAUGAUUACAGGAACUGCAGUUUUUGUUUUUGUAGAUUUGCUUUAAGCUUGA